Messenger RNA from Clunio marinus, 279 nucleotides. Lineage: Eukaryota; Metazoa; Arthropoda; Insecta; Diptera; Chironomidae. The record is from the annotation of a GenBank genome assembly.
AUGGGAAGAGUUGUCAAAAGCAUUGAUUUGGAUAAUGUUGUUGUGCGAAGUUCACGACUUCAAUAUCUUGUUGCUGAAUAUGAUGAGAAUGGCAAUUGUUUCAUUUACGUUGCUGAUGCUGGAAGUCGUGCAAUUCUUGUAUUGGAUGUACAAAAAAAUAAAAACUUCCGAGUUGUUCUCCCAGGUGCAUGCGGUUCAAUUAAUAGUUUUCCAGAUGUUUUGUACAUUGUUUUACUACGAAAAACUUGUGGAACGUGUUUCUUUACUUCACUUAUCUGA